This is a messenger RNA of Anneissia japonica, 1800 nucleotides long. Its product is annotated as thrombospondin type-1 domain-containing protein 7A-like. Lineage: Eukaryota; Metazoa; Echinodermata; Crinoidea; Comatulida; Comatulidae. The record is from RefSeq and is a predicted model, not a curated record. The transcript has 4 exons. The coding region runs from base 452 to 1297 and encodes 281 amino acids.
GAAAACAAACAUUUAGCGCGAUGGUGAAUACAAUGACAGAAACAUGUGAGAUUUGUUUGUAGACAGUAUUAUGCUCCUCUUGUAGACCUGGCGGUCAAGGAUAAUACGCCUACUACAUACAUUUCUUGUAUUUCUAGGCUCUCCCCCUCAACUAAGGUAGGCGAGCCCAUUGAUUGUGCGAAAUCCUUUGAGGAUUACCAUAUAAUGCAGUUGUUGCAUUUGUUCUGUAAAAAAAAUUAGUUCUGGAAGUUGCAGUAAGUUCUUUGGUGAGGGAACGAAUCGUGGCCGUGCGGACUUAUUCAAUAGAGUAUAGCCUAGGGUAGGAAGUUGCGGGCUAGCAGCAGAGGAGCCUCGCUAAUUAAUUGACACCGACAGUGGCCGUAUCAUCCACCUCGCUGUCAAUGUUGAAGAUUGAUUUGUGCCAAUCUCAUCUGUCCACUGCAACAGUUCUAUGCUUUCACAUUGUUAUUUUUACAAGAGUCUUGGCAUAGCAAACUUUAUCACCAUGAAUUUUUUAUAUAUAUUUAUAUUUGUGUUACCACUUAUCAAUGCGGACACACGGCUGAUAAGAACUGAUAGGGAAGAUAUGGUAGUAGUUGAAUUUAAUACUACAAAUAAAAAACAUGGAAUUACAUGGGCAUAUGAUAAUUGGGAGAAAUGCUCAUUUCAAACACACGAUAAGUGCGGUAAAACACGUAACGUUGCAUGCAUUAGUUUUUCCAAGCGUGAGAAUUUGGCGUCUCUUGUAUCGCCUGAAUUUUGCAGCAGUCUCCAAAAGCCAGUGGACAGCAGCAUUUGUAAAACGUGUUCUCAAGAUUGCGUAAUGACCACAUGGAUACCGUGGUCAGACUGUAGUACUACGUGUAAAUCUGCAACAAGGUAUCGCACAAGGACUUUGGUUCAGGAGCCUACAAAUGGUGGAAAAAAAUGUGGGCCGUUGUCUGAAAUUGUCCAGUGUAGAGGCUUACCAGAAUGUGUUAAUAAUCAUGUAAUAACCGUUUACCAUUGGAAAAUAAAUGAAUGGACAAGUUGUAGAAAGACAAAAUCCAUUCCGGUUAAUGCCAGAUGCAGUGAGCGUUUGGGAGAACGAAUACGAUUGGUGGAAUGUGUGGAUGACCAGGGACAAUCAGUGUCAACUGAAAACUGCAUCUAUCGACUGUCAGAAGGACAAUUUUGCUGUUAUGUAUCAACAAAACCCUUUUUGGUCAGGGUGAUAGAUCGAGGACCAUGUGGGCGGGCCCCUUUUUGGCCCCUUUUUGGGGCUGCGGACCGCAGCAGGAGAGCGCAUAGGCCUUAAGCCACUGGGAGUUGGAUUCGUCGUACAACCGUCAUAGAACGUAAUGAGUGUCUGGCUUUAGCCUUCACAAGCAUUGGAUCAAGUAAUGGUUAGAUAGAGAUUAGUGUUUACUCUUGUAGACUUGAAUAGUACGUUUACACUGUAAGACUUGAAUAGUACAUUUACAACACAGCAUGCCUUUAGUAAUGUUUGUUUAGUACUGUGUAUAACUCUUCUCAAUUUGUAUGACAGUGAUAAUAAUUGUUUUAUUUUUAUAGUACAUAUGGCACUGAAUGACUCCAGCUUUUUAUGAAAAAAGGGGAACAAAACAUGGAAUGCUCGAGAAUGGAUUAUAAUAAUAUUAUCAUCCACUCUCGAGCAUUUCUAUGUUAUUUACUAUAAAAAUAUUUACAUACUACAUUUUGUAAAUAAUUGUAAAUUAUAAUAAUGUGCUAUUUAUAUAGCAUAUUAAACUGUAGACCUACUCAACUGUAUGCACAUAGAUUAAAGGGAAAAAACAAAUU